ACCACAUGCAUACUGCAAAAUUUACAACUCUAAUGAAUAUUUGUUACUAUUCGAUGCUGUUAUUUUGGGGAUGGUUGUCUGUUUGACUAGUGUAUGUAACAUCAUUGUAUUCACCUGUGAGUAAAUGUUUUUCGUAGGUCACCCAUAAUAACAGAGAAACCCCGUAUUGGUUUAUACACCAGGCUAUGUGAGUCACAGCUUAUGAUGCGAUAUGCUUGAUCGAUGACUAGUUUGUGACUUGAAUAGAGAUAAGUUGUACUGAAGUACUAGCUAGCACAAAAUUUAACCUGGUAAUGAACUUUCAGAUGAAACACAGCACCUUCUAGUAUCCCUUUACUUGGCCUAACGUUCAUGUCGCAGACAGGACCGAUAAAAUUAAGGUGUAAUCAACGGGUUGUCAUUUUUGUUAAGUUCUUUGUACAAUUUUAACUUUAAGUCAAAAUCCCGUUAAGUUACACAAGUAUGAUAAUAUUGAAAAGCAUCAUAUUUUUAUGAAACGACAGUGUUUGUUAAUAAAAACUAUAUGUGGUUCUUUAGAAGUCAGAAUAAAGUGAUUAAUGAUAUUAAUAACUAAUAUUUGGUUUAGUGUAUGCUCAGCCGAGUAGUGUACAAAAUAGUUAUUUUACAGAAAAAAAUUUCAUCGCGUUGGUAUAUGAGAGCAGUAGAUAAAGUUCACUGGUUGGAACACCGACAAGUAUUAUUACUAUUCCCGUGAGUUCCGAGUGGAACAUAGGGUUUCCAACAGCACAUUACCAUUUCACUCUGUUCUCUGCAGUCUGUUUUUAGCUGGCUGCAAGAUUGCCCAUAAGCUUUAAUUUUCUCUUCACAUAGUAUCCUCCAUUUCAUCCUCGGAUCCACUCUCAGCACGUUGUUUCCCAUUCCGGUUCCACUCGAGUGUCUGGUACGCAAUGUCACUCGAUGGCCUCCUUAGCAUAUAUCCACUUCACCUCCUCUUCCUUCUGCAUGUUUGUUGGGCAAAAGGUUAUUGGUCAUUUCGUUGGCAGUGUUCCCUGUUCAUCUUUUCUGGCCGGUCAUCUUAUCUUCAGUAUCGAGCAAUAUCUGCAAUACACAUAUGUUAUUGCUACUAAAAUUAUAGAUGAUAUUGUGAUAAUUUGAAACAAGUACAUGUGCAAACAGGAUAUUCAUACGGUGUAUAUAUUCGAAGUAUCGAACUUUAGAGCUAUUGUAGAAUACAUAUCUUCAUGUUGAAAGAGACAACAGACUAUACCUCAACUACUUACUAUUCUGAGUUAUUUUGAACCAUUUAUCUUAAAACUGUAAGUUCCAAAGGCUUGAAAUAAAUGGUAUUUAUUUAAUUUAUGUUUAUAGUAGAUAAAUAUAGAGCAAUUAGCCUAGUAAUGUCAUUGAUUAAUGUAAAAAUAUGUGAAACUCCGGAACAAUUCUAUAUUUCUUUGUUCCACAACCACAAGUAGGGAUUGUGUUAGUGAAUAAUCGAGUAGUAAGGGAGCAAAACCCAAUAGGGGAAGGAAAAGUCUUUUUUUUACCGUAAUUUCCGGUUAGUAGUGCUAUAUCAAUGUGUGCUAUAUGAAGCAAACUUAUCUGACUUGAGGUUACCUAUAAAAUACUUUAAAUACCAUACUAGUGUUUAUAUAUAUAUAUAUAUAUAUAUAUAUAUAUAUAAUUAACUAUUGUGGGAUUUUAUACACAAAAGCAAUCCAAAGUUAUAUUAGAAUUCUAAUGCUUAUUAAUUUUUACCCGUUGUCAUCCAUUAAAGUGGUUCUCUAAACUCUUGAGUUAAAUACAAAAUCCAUGAGAUAUAAAAACAAAUAAGCCCUUCAGACCUGAUUUCUACAUUAAAGUUUUCCACAUUAUCGUCUUCUAACAGUCAAAGUUAAAAUCUCAUAUUUCCAAAUAUAGGCCUGUUAAAAUUUCAGUUGAGGAAGCUAUCACAUUUGGUUCUGAUGGACCUCCUAAUCCACCUGAAUGGUUCCACUACUUUCUAUGUGCAUAUCGAGGAAUAAAAGAUUAUGUAGACAAGUCUAAUUUGAAUUGGACUCCUCCCAGUAUGAAUGUGUUAGUUGGUGAUGUUGAGUAUGGUGGACUGUUUUCUGCUGCAGGUCUUUCGAGUAGCAGCGCUUUUGUGGUUGCUUCUGCAAUAGCGAUUAUGCAAAUUUCUGGUUUGCAGAUAAGUAGGCAUGAGUUAGCAAGUUUAUGUGCAAAAUGUGAGCAGUAUAUCGGAAUGCAAGGCGGUGGAAUGGAUCAAGCGGCAAGUGUUCUAGCAGUUGAAAACAAUGCUCUUUUAAUCCAAUUUACAAAACCGUAUGUCACAGUCAGUCCUGUACAACUUCCAGCCGACAUAGUUUUCGUAAUAGCUCAUUCUGGUGUUCAUGCACGUAAAGCUGCUACUUCCCAUUAUAAUGAACGUGUAUCAGAAUGUCGAUUGGCUGCCAAAAUAUUGGCUCAAAAUAGUUCAUGUUCUGAUGAAAUUUCCUCUUCUGCGUCACUGGUACCGUUUUGUCUGAGUGAUGCGCAAAAGGCGUGGAAAGCAGUUACCCCAGAGGAGAUGAUACGUGUUCAAACGGAUGGAUUGUCAAUUGUAACUAGAUAUCUACCGAAUGGUGUUACAACUCGUCAUGAACUACACAAUCUUGGUUUAAGUGACGCUACCAUUGAUACGUGCUUAACAUUGAGGACUAAAACAAUGGAUGAAUUCCGUCUACGGGACCGUGCAGAACACGUGUACUCUGAGGCUGAACGUGUUUACAAAUUCUAUAAUCUAUGCAAGAAAACAAUGAUGAGCAAAGUGACCAGUCAGUGUGGUGAUAGUACAAAAGUCAAUUGUACUGAUUAUAUGAAAUUGUUAGGUGAUUUAAUGAAUGAUAGUCAGUUAUCAUGUGCUAAACUUUAUCAGUGUUCUUGUCCAGAAUUAGACAAGUUGAUAGAUAUAUGCAGGUCAGCUGGUGCUUUCGGUAGCCGUCUAACUGGUGCUGGCUGGGGUGGUUGUACUGUGUCACUUGUUAAGAAGUCUGAGGCAGAUAAGUUCAUCGCUGAAGUACGCUCAAAAUUCUACAGUGAAACGGAUGAAAGCAUUGGCGACAAUAAUCCUAUAUUUGUUAGUCAACCAGGUCGUCCAGCUGGCAUAAUGUUUAUGUGAUAAAUCAAUAGUUAUCUGCAGUUUCUGAUUACUGAUUUUUGUUUUCUGUUGUAAUUUUUAAUUAACUUGAUUUUUUACUUCUGCCUAAUAGUACUUCUUUUUUAAUUUGCUAAUUUAUUCAAAAUAUCGAGUGCUUU
Messenger RNA from Trichobilharzia regenti, 3252 nucleotides. The record is from the annotation of a GenBank genome assembly. Lineage: Eukaryota; Metazoa; Platyhelminthes; Trematoda; Strigeidida; Schistosomatidae.